UAGAGCGGGCAUGGUCGUGAAAGUGGUAAUAUUAAAACGCGCAGACGCGUUCCCAAAGGUGUUGUUGGUGUGCCCGAGUUUCAGCUGAGGAUGGAUGCGCUACGGCGAUUUCUCGUGAGGAAACGCUGGACAUCGCUGGCAAAGUGUCGUAUGAAAACGAGUUCGUCGGCUGCACUUACACAACUGUGCGCUGUCACAGUCGACAAGAAAAGUACCCUGACUGCACUUAAACAUCAUGUGCACCACAGAAGUGAAAACAGCCUGAACUUGUGGCGAACAUUCUCGUCGCACACAGUACUCAAUGAGUAUGAAGCUGUCUCGCCUUCCAUGACCGAAGUUGAGUAUGAGACUGUUACGAAAGAGACACUGGAAUCUCUAGCUGAACGAUUUGAUGAAAUCAUUGAAGAUCUCAGUGAUGUUCCUGAAGCUGACCUUGCAUUGAGCGAUGGUGUUCUUACUGUACACUUUGGGCACAAAUAUGGUACCUAUGUAAUCAACAAGCAGACUCCAAACAGACAGAUAUGGCUUUCAUCACCUGUCAGUGGUCCAAAGAGAUACGACUUCAUAGAAAACAAGUGGGUAUACAGACACGAUGGUGUGUCGCUUCGUGACCUCCUGGAAAAUGAGAUAUCUUCGUUGCUAAAGAAGCCUGUAAAGUUUGACUGUUGCAUAUAGAAAAUGUACAUCAUAGGUUUAAGAAGGUUAUAUUUACUGUAAAUAAAGAUUUGUUGACUAGGCUG
Messenger RNA from Dermacentor silvarum, 740 nucleotides. RefSeq names its product frataxin homolog, mitochondrial-like (gene fh). Gene Ontology annotation, biological process: iron incorporation into metallo-sulfur cluster; intracellular iron ion homeostasis. NCBI's taxonomy places the organism in Eukaryota, Metazoa, Arthropoda, Arachnida, Ixodida, Ixodidae. The record is from RefSeq and is a predicted model, not a curated record. Gene Ontology annotation, molecular function: ferric iron binding; iron chaperone activity; ferroxidase activity. The coding region runs from base 91 to 675 and encodes 194 amino acids. The transcript is spliced from 5 exons. Gene Ontology annotation, cellular component: mitochondrion.